Molecule: messenger RNA, 1299 nt
Organism: Ornithodoros turicata
Lineage: Eukaryota; Metazoa; Arthropoda; Arachnida; Ixodida; Argasidae
Exons: 4
Coding region: 208-1203 (331 amino acids)
Source: RefSeq, a predicted model, not a curated record
GCUCAUAAUUGACAUCAUCAUGUAGCUAUAAUGUAGCUACAACUUAUUAUACAUUAUUCAUUAUUGUCUUGAGGUGACAACGGCGGUGAUGGAGGUCCAUGGCUCUGUAUUGCAAAUCGGCAGCUUCUGCGGUUUUCUGAUCCCCAUUAUUCCUCCGGCUGCGUACAGCUGAACGAUGAUUUAGAGGUACUUGCGAAAGAAUUGGUGAUGAGACCAAUACUCGCGCCAGUCCUUGCUCUCCUGGUCAUUGCAUAUUUCACAAGGUCAAACGUGAUUCCAGGCUUCAGUUUGUUAGACUACAGAGGACAUCUUAGUAGUACGUACGGACGAACACAGCGUGAAGACAGUUACGUUAAACGUCUAUCAGGAGCACUUCAUGAAACAAGCGCCUAUGUUACACAUACCAUUACGGAGGCCACAUAUUUGUUGUUGAGAAGCGGAAAUAUCCCAAAGUGGCAUGAAGGAUCGACAGUCGGGUUGUACCCUACGGCACUACUGGAUCUUUCCCGGAUGGAGAAAUACCUAAACGAAUUCCUCCAGCGGUGGACGAACCCAGGCCAGUCCUCCGCAAUACUAAACGCAUCACCGACUCACAUGAAUGAAAAGCUGCAAGCGCUUAUAAGCGAGCUGUGGAGUACAUUAAGCGCUACUCUAAUGUCUCCGAAGAAAAUUUCUGCCACACGACGGUCUGCUAAGCCAGUACUGGAUCUUUCCCAGAUGAAGGAAUAUCUAAACGGAUUUCUCAAGUGGUGGGUCAACCCCAGCCAGUCAUCUGCCAUACCAAAUGCAUCACCGACCGACAUCACUGAAAAGCUACAAGAUGUUAUAAGUGAUCUGCGGGGUACAUUAAGUGAUAAGCCAGUGUUUCCGAAGAAAACUUCAGCCGGAAGACCACCUGCGGCAGACGUUAGCAAGAUUCUCAACGCUGUCAACGUGAUCAUAGAAAACAAAUUAGGUGAUGUGAUUGAAGAAAUUAAGACAAUGUCUGACGAACUGGAAAAUACAACUGAAGAGCAAGCCGAGCAAGUGAAAAUUAUGCUCAAGUAUAUUCAAGAAGUACUGGUACGUACCCGGAAGGAUGUGCUGGAAAAGCUUGUGUCAUUUAGCCUUUAUUCUGCUCACGCAAAAGACAUUGUUAGAGCGAACUGUGAGAAGCUGGACGAGUACAUCAAUGAACGGAGCAAGUCCCUAAAAAACUCGUAAAAGUGUACAUGAAAAUAUGAAAUCACAGAGUAACGUCAAGGCAAUUGACCUCAAUUGUACAAAAAUCACAGCUGCAUUAAAAGGCAUUGAGCAUUA